AUGAGAGUCCUGUCUUCGCUCGUUAUACUUCUUGCCACGGCUCUGGCAGAGGAGUACACCACACUCACUUCGAAAUACUGCUACGCCGGCGGCCUCGUUUGCAAAACCACCACCGAUUACGGCUCUAUCACCACCGUCACCGCAAAUCGCGCAACUGUGACCACAUACGUCCCCGUCACUUACGUUCCAACACUGGUCACCGUGGAUGGUAAGGAGACUUGGCAGCAGGUCAGCUACUCGACGUCUGUCAACGACUAUGGCCAAGAGACGGUCGUGGUCACCUACUGCGACAUUUCGUCGCAGACUUCCAGCAGAGUCACCUCCCUUGUGUCCUGCGACGUGCCGUUCACACAGACCGAGGGUAUUACCAUCACGACGACCGGAUGGGACGGGCACGUGAGCACGGUCACGAGCGCCACCACCUACGUCACCUCGAGGGCCUGUCCGACCACAUUAACGUGCGAGACGUGCAAGACCACCUCGUCGACGUCGUCCUCUGCCUCCUCGACAUUGUCUUCUUCCUCAUCUGUGUCGACCACGUCCUCCACUUCAAUCUCGUCUUCCACCACCUCGUCCACGUCGACUACUUCUUCCACAUCCUCUGCGUCGUCGUCGUCAUCAUCUAGUACAUCCAAGCUGACCUCCUCGUCCUCCUCCACUUCCUCCACAUCAUCAUCUGCCUCUUCCUCCUCAUCCACUUCCUCAACUCACUCAACAUCCACGAUGAGCUCAAGCUCAUCGUCCUCCCUGUCAUCCACGUUGUCGACUCCGGCCUCGACGUUUUCGACGUCAUCUACAUCGUUAACAUCUUCCAUCCCACCUUCGACACCUUCCACUACGUCCGCGUGGUCUUCGUCGACCGCGUCGUCCACCCUGUCGAACUCCUCCUCCAGCUCUUCCUUCAGCUAUACUUCCAGUUCUACCUCCACCUCUACCUCCACCUCUACCUCCAGCUCCUCCAUCACCAGCUUCUCCACAUGGUCAUCCAUCUCGUCAAGCUCCACAACGCCAUUAUCGAACUCGACCAGCUCCAUCUCAAGCCCUGUCUCCUCCUCCUCCUCCUCCUCCUCCACACUCCUCUCCACCUCCUGGUACAGCUGCAACCAGCCCUAUGUGGCCACGAUCACCGUCACUGCCGGCAGUUCCAGCUCUCUCUCCACGUACACCACGUCGUCCGCCUGCCCAACUGCCACUGAGUCCAGCACCGUCACAACGUGCACAGAGUGCAACAAAGACGUCCAUGUGAGUUCUCAUUCGGAGCCGGUCCAGUACUCCAGCACGUGGGUGACAGAAGUUUCUGCCUCGACGACGACGGAGACCGUUUGCACCGAGUGCAAGACUAGCGAAUCGGUGGUGGAGACGACAGUGACGAACGAAACAACCACGUACGUGACUACCUGUCCAGAGUCUAGCGAAACUACACAGCCGCCAGAGACGAGCUCCGCUCCAGCAACAUCUGCAAACACAACCCCAGCUACCUCGAGCUCCUCACUGGCAGAGACAAGCCAAACGGAAAGCUCAUCUGAAACUCCAAAAACACCGUCAGCGACAGCCUUUGAAACAAGUACAUCAGUUUCCUCGUCUACAGAGACUCCAGCACACGUCACAAGCUCCAGCUCUGGAAUCGCUUCGUCUUUGGUCUCUACACCUCACACCCAGAUCUCGAUUACGGUGGUGAAAUCGUGCACGGAGGAGAAGUGCCAGCCGCCAACGACGGGCAGCCCUGUGGUGCAAUCCGGCUCCACGCUGGCCUCAACGCUUCGCACCUCCGCCAGUUCCGUUUCCUCGCUCCAGCCGCUGUCGUUCUUUCAGGGCGCAGCAUCGUCUGCGUCGAUCUCGUAUUUCUCGUUCUUUUUGCUUCUCGUCCCAUUCAUAUAG
Molecule: messenger RNA, 1878 nt
Organism: Ogataea haglerorum
Lineage: Eukaryota; Fungi; Ascomycota; Pichiomycetes; Pichiales; Pichiaceae
Exons: 1
Coding region: 1-1878 (625 amino acids)
Source: RefSeq, a predicted model, not a curated record